AUAUGUUGGUAGAGUGAUUUUACUGAGUGUUUUAACUUCACCCAAGUGUCUUCUCUACUGGUAAACGUAGGCUAUAUGAUAAAAGUCAACACCGAAAAAAUAACAAAAUGAACUCAAAACUGUUUAUUUCCGUGUUCAUGUUCAUAACUAUCGUAGGCGUUUCAAUCUCCGUGGCUAAAGGAGACGAUGCUGUAAAUGCCGAAAAUAAAGACGAUGACUCUCAUCUGGUCAACCGAGAAGAGAUUCAAAGAUAUAUGUCAAUGAUGGAGAAAAUCAACAUAGACCAAAUGCUGAACAACACUAGAUUGAUGUCGAACAACGUAAAAUGUUUUCUGAAUGAAGGACCGUGCACGGCUCAUCUCAGAGAAAUGAAAAAAAUGGUACCUAUGUUAGUCAAAGAUAGUUGCUCGUCAUGUACCAAAGAGCAAAAGAUUAUGAUGAAAAAAGCUAUGGAUGCGGUUAAAGCUCGUCGUCCCAAUGAUUACGAAAAACUUUCCAAAUUUUUCGAUCCAGAAGGAAAAUAUGAGAAGAAAUUCUUAGAAAACUUAAACGAAUCGAAAUAAUACUUUUUUUUUUCAAAUAAAAUUAUAUUUUAUAUUUUAUUAGAUGGUAUCCAGUUAAAUUUAACUGUCUGCAAUUACACCAAUUAAUGUGAUUUCUUUAUUUAAUGGAAUGCAAUUAUUAUUAUUAUAUUAGUAGUUAGAAAAUAAAGAAGCGAUUAUACAAAAAAAAUGUAUUUAGCUUCAUUUUAGAAAUUACAAAAAAUAUUGGUAUUAUAAUUAAAAUAAAAUAAAUUGAAAAUAAUUCUUA
Molecule: messenger RNA, 810 nt
Organism: Aphis gossypii (cotton aphid)
Lineage: Eukaryota; Metazoa; Arthropoda; Insecta; Hemiptera; Aphididae
Product: putative odorant-binding protein A10
Exons: 2
Coding region: 108-563 (151 amino acids)
Source: RefSeq, a predicted model, not a curated record